Molecule: messenger RNA, 3081 nt
Organism: Dermochelys coriacea (leatherback sea turtle)
Lineage: Eukaryota; Metazoa; Chordata; Testudines; Dermochelyidae
Gene: COPG2
Product: COPI coat complex subunit gamma 2
Exons: 24
Coding region: 146-2761 (871 amino acids)
Biological process (GO): intracellular protein transport; organelle transport along microtubule; protein secretion
Cellular component (GO): endoplasmic reticulum; Golgi membrane; COPI vesicle coat
Molecular function (GO): structural molecule activity
Source: RefSeq, a predicted model, not a curated record
GGGCGUGGCUCCACGGUGCCUGGCGGCUCUGCGGGCCAGUCAGGUGGCGCGCUGCCCGGUUUGGAGGCGGGCCUUCCGGCGGGCGCUCCCUCCCGGCUCCGGCGGCAGCUCACGGCUCGGCGGGCGGCGAGCGGGCGGGCCCGAUAUGAUUAAGAAGUUCGACAAGAAGGACGAGGAGACCGGUAGUGGCUCCAAUCCAUUCCAGCAUUUGGAGAAGAGUGCUGUCCUUCAAGAGGCUCGUAUCUUUAAUGAGACUCCCAUAAAUCCACGAAGAUGUCUGCAUAUACUUACCAAGAUCCUUUACUUACUGAACCAGGGUGAACAUUUUGGAACUACUGAAGCCACAGAAGCCUUCUUUGCAAUGACCAGAUUAUUUCAGUCUAAUGAUCAAACCUUAAGAAGAAUGUGCUACCUUACUAUCAAAGAGAUGGCCAACAUUUCUGAGGAUGUCAUCAUUGUCACCAGCAGUUUGACCAAAGACAUGACUGGGAAGGAAGAUGUAUACCGAGGUCCAGCCAUUAGAGCUCUCUGCAGAAUCACUGAUGGUACAAUGUUGCAGGCCAUUGAGAGGUACAUGAAGCAGGCCAUUGUGGAUAAAGUCCCCAGUGUAUCGAGUUCUGCUCUAGUGUCUUCCUUACACAUGAUGAAGAUAAGUUAUGAUGUGGUCAAACGGUGGAUCAACGAAGCCCAAGAAGCUGCUUCUAGUGACAACAUCAUGGUGCAGUAUCAUGCAUUGGGGUUGCUUUACCACCUCAGGAAGAAUGAUCGCCUUGCAGUUUCCAAGAUGCUGAAUAAAUUCACCAAAUCUGGACUGAAAUCUCAAUUUGCAUACUGCAUGCUGAUCCGAAUUGCCAGCCGGCUUCUGAAAGAGUCUGAAGAGGGGCACGAAAGUCCAUUGUUUGACUUCAUUGAGAACUGUCUGCGAAAUAAACAUGAGAUGGUUAUUUACGAAGCUGCCUCUGCAAUCAUCCAUCUGCCAAACUGCACACCAAGGGAGCUGGCCCCUGCUGUGUCAGUGUUGCAGCUCUUCUGUAGUUCUCCCAAACCUGUCUUGAGAUAUGCAGCUGUAAGGACCCUUAACAAGGUGGCUAUGAAGCACCCAUCCGCAGUAACUGCCUGCAACCUGGACCUGGAAAACCUGAUUACUGACUCAAACCGCAGCAUCGCUACUCUGGCCAUCACCACGCUCCUGAAAACAGGGAGCGAGAGCAGUGUAGACAGGCUCAUGAAACAGAUCUCCUCCUUUGUGUCAGAAAUAUCGGAUGAGUUUAAGGUGGUAGUAGUGCAGGCCAUCAGUGCUCUGUGCCAGAAAUACCCACGGAAACACAGUGUAAUGAUGACCUUCCUCUCCAACAUGCUCAGGGAUGAUGGUGGCUUUGACUACAAGCGAGCCAUUGUGGACUGUAUAAUCAGCAUUAUCGAGGAGAAUCCUGAGAGUAAGGAAUCAGGCUUGGCUCACCUCUGUGAGUUCAUUGAAGAUUGUGAACACACUGUUCUAGCCACAAAGAUACUUCACCUGUUGGGCAAAGAAGGGCCAAGGACCCCAUCCCCAUCCAAGUACAUCCGCUUCAUCUUCAACAGGGUAGUUCUGGAGAACGAAGCAGUGAGAGCUGCUGCUGUGAGUGCAUUAGCGAAGUUUGGGGCCCAGAAUGAGAGCCUUCUUCCAAGCAUCCUGGUGCUUUUGCAGAGGUGUAUGAUGGACAGCGAUGACGAAGUUCGUGACAGAGCAACAUUCUACCUAAACGUCCUGCAGCAGAGACAGAUUGCACUGAACGCUGCCUAUAUCUUUAAUGGGUUGACAGUCUCCGUACCUGGGAUGGAGAAGGCCCUGCACCAGUACACACAGGAGCCUUCUGACAAGCCUUUUGACAUGAAGACAGUUCCAUUAGCUACUGCACCAAUCUUUGAACAGAAAGCAGAAAUUGCACUAGUGGCCAGCAAGCCUGAGAAAGUUGCUCCGUCCCUCCACGACAUAUUCCAAGAGCAACUGGCUGCCAUUCCUGAGUUUAAGAGCUUGGGUCCCUUAUUCAAGUCAUCUGAGCCAGUGCAGCUUACAGAGGCAGAAACAGAAUACUUUGUUUGCUGUACUAAGCACGUGUUCGCUAAUCAUAUGGUUUUCCAGUUCGAUUGCACAAACACUCUAAAUGACCAGUUAUUAGAGAGGGUCACUGUGCAGAUGGACCCAUCGGAUGCUUACGAUGUGAUUCGCUCUAUCCCAGCAGCCAGCCUUUCUUACAACCAGCCGGGCAUGUGUUACACUCUUGUCCGACUGCCCCAGGAUGAUCCCACUGCAGUCGCUUGUACUUUCAGCUGCACAAUGAAAUUUACAGUCCGAGACUGCAACCCAAACACAGGGGUGCCAGAGGACGAUGGCUAUGACGAUGAAUAUGUGCUGGAAGAUCUGGAGGUAACAGUGUCAGAUCAUAUUCAGAAGGUCCUAAAGCCCAACUUCGCAGCUGCCUGGGAGGAAGUAGGAGAUGACUUUGAGAAAGAGGAAACCUUUGCUCUCAAUUCAAUUAAAACCCUUGAUGAAGCUGUCGGUAACAUCAUCAAGUUCCUGGGCAUGCAGCCAUGUGAGAGGUCAGAUAAAGUGCCAGAGAACAAAAAUUCCCACACGCUGUAUCUAGCUGGUGUGUACAGAGGUGGCUAUGAUGUGCUGGUGAGAUCCAGGUUGGCAUUAGGUGAUGGAGUGACCAUGCAGGUGACUGUCAGGAGCAAGGAUGAAACACCAGUAGAUGUCAUCUUGGCCUCUGUAGGCUAAGUCAUGCUAUUUUUAAUACCUGCUGGGGAAUUUUCACCUCAAGGAUCUUAAACAGCCUGGCUCUGUCCUGUCUGACCUUCUGCAUGGAGUUUUUAUUCUUUGUCAUUUUGUAUGAGGUUGCAGUAAAGGGCAGCUCUGGCUGGUCUCUGUAACAUACUUAAUGCUGGGUCUCACCCCCACCCUGGUCAUCCGUUUCAUGUUCCUCUGACUGAUUGCAUCUGUGGACCUUACAAGACUUGAUAGGGGAUAAAAACAAACUGGAAUUAAGACUUUUGUCAAAACAGAUUUUUAUUAACAGAAAAUAAACAUUGAUCAUUCCA